CAAAGAUAUCGAUCUCUCAUUUUUGACGUUAAAAUUCUUUUCUAAUUCGCAACAAACAGCGAUAGUCAUGAGCGCCCGCCAAUCUUUUGUUCCUCGUUCAGCAUCUCGUGCUUCUACCCAUGCAGACACUGAACACCCGUAUGAUAUGCCGCUCCGUAACCAGAAUUCCCUAGGCCAGCCCCAACGUAUUGGCGGUAUCCAGAAUGAACUUGAAUCAAUGCAACCAAAAACAGACUCCGAGAAGAAGGCUCGCUUUGCAGGGAUGUUCGGGAAGCACAAACUCGCUGGCAAACCCAGCUCCGGAGAUCAUCAAGCGGCUAUGGACGUGUCGUUCUCCAGCGCUUCUGGGCGUUUCAGCGGAAUAUAUCGCCCUGAUAUGCAAUCACCAGCCCCCCCACGCAGGUCUAGCUCUCCAUUCCGUGGAAAAGGGUCGCCUUUCGUUCCAUCAUCCAAUCCUGGCAUAUCCUUUGCUCGCCCCACGUCACCUAUCGCAAAGUCUGCAUCCCACAGAGGAGAUUUGACUAUUUCCGGUCUCAAAGACGCGCAUAUAUCCACUGCAGGUGUCGUCUCAGGGUUGAUUUCUACUUCUCGUGUCAUUGCAGCGCCCAUCCCAAGCUAUGGGUCUAUUCACGAUGGCGAGCACGAUGACGAACACACAUUCAGCUCCAACAAAUCUUCUCUAGUCAAGUUGCAGCCUGCGCAACUCCUUGAGAGAAUCCACGAAGACGUCGAGCCAGAGACAGCAAAUGAGGACGAAGCGCUACUUGACGCUCGCAGGACAAACGUUGCCGCUCAUCCCAUGUUACGCAGGGUGAAGCGCACUAUCCAAGGCGCCCAGGAGGACGAGGCCGAUUUCUCACCCCAUGACGAGGUUGAAUAUAUGCGUACAGUCAAACGGGUCAGGAUCGACGAGUUUUCCCGUGAAUUGUCAGAUAGCCGUCCUGACGCCAGUAGCCACUCCGGUGUCGACCAUACUCAACUGCAACCUGACCUUGAUGACGAUGCGGCUCGUCAAUCUUCACCUCCCACGGGCCAACCUGGCACGGGUGCCGCGGAGGAAAUCUCUCUUGAUGGCUUGUUUGCAAACAUGAAUACGUUCCUGAAUGUGGAGACUUUCAUGGGCCUUGUUCAGAAGUGGUCUACCUGCUCGAGGGAAGAGUGGCUUCAAGGUUCUGGAGAAAUUGUCGACCAGUUUAAAGAUAUCAUUGACUCCGUCAAGGAGAACCUCACGUGCGUGCCUUUUCAAAUAUAUCAUAUCCCUGUCUUGUGGUGGAGUUACUGAUCAUGAUCACGCCUCCUGAUCAUUAUACAGAGCCAAUGUUACUCUUUACUCCCGUCUGGACGACCAAGUGCGCGAUCGCCGUGAGGAACAGGCUCAGCUCACCGAACAUUUGAGGCGAGGAUUGGGAUCGGCCAGGACAGAUCUGAUCGCUAUUUGCCGGGGGAAGUAAAUCGAAGCGGUGUGGUUAAUGCUGCGGUGAGAUGCUUGUACGACGUGCCUUUUCACCUCCUAUGCUGAAAAUAAUGGACUUCAUAUGAGAUUGUGGAUGUGCUUCGUGAAAC
Messenger RNA from Suillus subalutaceus, 1563 nucleotides. RefSeq lists its product as uncharacterized. Lineage: Eukaryota; Fungi; Basidiomycota; Agaricomycetes; Boletales; Suillaceae. The transcript is spliced from 2 exons. The record is from RefSeq and is a predicted model, not a curated record. Bases 68 to 1282 code for a protein of 404 amino acids.